UUUUCUUUAGAUACACCCAUAGAUGGCGCGCUGAAAGUGAAAGAAGAACAAGAUGUGAAUGGAUCAAAACAAACCUAUUAAACUGAACUUUUCUGUUUGAAUUAUAAAUCAAAGUCAGCAUGAGUCGUUUAAGGGGCGAAAUAACUAUUGAGGAAAUAGACGAUUGGUUUGCGAUAGGUGCCAAGUCCGUAAAGAACACAAAAUCGGUUCCCAGAACAGCAACAGGAGGAAGAUUUUUCAAUACAGAAACACAGAGUGCACGUGUUCCACAAGAAAAAGUCUAUGUUCCAUCAUAUAAUCAACCAAGUUACGAUGCUACAGCGUACGCAGAAGCUUACAAGAUUGAAGAAGAGCAGGACCUAUUUAAUAGCCAGUCACAAACCAAUAAUGAUUUUGUUGGACUUAGUGGUAAAAUGGAGCAUCUUGACCUUGAGUCCAUAGUAUCAGGAUCUGUUGCAGUGCCUGAUGAUUUAGUCCCAGAAAAUGCCACAGAUGUCUAUAACAGCUACAAUUUUGACCAUAGAUAUGAUCCGAAGCUACCAAUUACACAGUAUAGGGAUCAGGUGUUGGCCACAAUUGAAAGUAAUCAAGUGACAGUUAUUCAGGGUUCUACAGGAUCAGGAAAGACAACUCAGGUUCCACAGUAUAUACUGGAUCACUACGCUAGCAUGGGGAAAUACUGUAACAUUAUAGUCACCCAGCCUCGUAGAAUAGCUGCUAUGAGUAUUGCCAGAAGAGUUUGUAGUGAGAGGAACUGGGAUGUUGGAACCAUAUGUGGUUAUCAAGUUGGUAUGGACAGGACUGCUAAUGAAGAUACACGUCUACUGUAUGUGACAACUGGAGUUCUUCUACGUAAACUUAUCAAAACAAAGAAUAUGCUACAGUUUACACAUGUCAUACUGGAUGAGGUUCAUGAGCGUGAUCAAGAAACAGACUUCUCAUUGUUGAUUGUCAGAAAGUUAUUGAGAUCAAAUUCUCGUCAUGUCAAGGUUGUGAUGAUGUCUGCUACAUUUGAUUCUGACAUGUUUGGCCAGUACUUUGCAGUACCCAUCAGAGAUAGGUUAGAACCAGCACCUGUUGUCUGUGUUGAAGGAAAGGCUUAUAAUGUAUCAGAGUAUUAUGCUGAUGAUCUUACUCAGCUGGGAGAGAUACCCCCAUUAGAUGAAACAAGACCAGAGAUAUCAGAGCUAGCAUACAUUCUGGCUUGCAGACUGAUACAGGAGUUCGAUAAUCUGGACAUAAAAAAACAAGGAAUAGUUAAAGGAAAUAAAUUUGCUCCAUACAGGGGUACAGUCUUAGUGUUUUUACCUGGUUAUGCUGAAAUUGAGAAUAUGCAGAAACUACUAAAACAGGUCGAAGAUAUUCAUAAUCUUGUCAUAUACCCUCUGCAUUCCUCAAUUACUUUAGAGGAACAAUCUAGAGUAUUCAGAAUGCCGGAAGAAGGAGAAAGAAAGAUUAUUUUAUCUACAAACAUUGCAGAAAGUUCCAUCACAGUUCCUGAUAUUAAAUAUGUGAUUGACUUUUGUCUGACAAAGAGCUUAGUAAGUGAUCCAGAUACAAACUACACCAGUCUACAAUUGGAAUGGGCUUCUAGAGCUAACUGUACCCAGAGAAAAGGGCGAGCUGGUCGAGUGUCAGAUGGUAGAGUAUACAGAAUGAUAACAAGGUUCUUCUGGGAGACUUACAUACCAGAUUAUGGAAUACCAGAGAUGCAGAGAUGUCCUUUGGAGCAGUUGGUAUUACAAGUGAAGCUGCUGGAUCUUGGUCAGCCCAAGGCUAUAUUGGCUUUAGCUCUGACACCACCAAACCUUAAUGAUAUUGAGAAAACCAUACUUCUCUUGAAAGAGGUAGGUGCAUUAUCUGCUCCCUCUACAGGUGUUAAGAACCCAUAUGAUGGUCAGCUGACAUUUGUGGGGCGUGUCUUAGCAGAACUUCCUGUUGACAUACGAAUUGGUAAACUCUUGAUGUUAGGGCAUGUGUUUGGACUACUAGAAGAAUGCUUGAUCAUUGGUGCAGCUCUGUCUCUAAAGUCUUUGUUUUCCAAGCCAUUCAGGGAACAUCUGAAUUCCUUCAAACAUAAACUAGAUUGGUCACAUGGUUCACUCAGUGAUCAGCUGACUAUACUCAAUGCUUACCAGGAAUGGGAAAGACUGACCAACAUGAAUGGAUUUAGAUCUGGACAGAAUGAAAAUAAGUGGGGUAAAAUGCAUUACCUACAGGUCAGACGUCUCAGAGAGACAAGGGAGUUGAUAAAGGACCUUGAAAUGAGGCUGAAUAAUUUCAACAUACAGAAGCACAGGACAACUCCUAAUUAUAAGAAAAAGUACAAACCAGACCAGGAGAGACUAUUGCUAAAGCUGGUCAUGUGUGGAGCCUUUUAUCCUAAUUAUUUCUUAAAAGGAGAAAUAGAUGAAGAGGAUGCCGUUCGUAUGAUGUCUGGUCACGAUCCAUUGGAAACAGUCAUGGUUAAAGGUUUACCAGCUAACCAGGGUAGUUUGUACAAGCAAGCAUUGGAAGACCAGUUUAGAUCUAUUUCUCCUCACCCUACUGCUUAUUUUGAGGAAACCAGAGCUUACAUAAAAUUCCCAAGAAAGCAGGAAAACCGGCAGACAGUACAUCCUGGCGUUUAUCUUUCUGUGAAGCACAGACUUCUCAAUCAGAAGAUAGAAAUUACAUUAUAUUCUCCUGAGGAGGCAAGUGAAAAGAUGGAUGAAAUAAGGAAGCAACAAGAGAAUGCCAAAGGAAGACUCAGAAGUAAUAGGUUUACUGUAGGUGAUGUUGGUUGUUCAGAACAGAAAUUACAGAGGGAGCCACCACCUGCAGAAACUACUAUGGUUGUACUCCAUGUUACUGAGGUGGUUGAUUGUGGACAUUUUUGGGCACAGUAUGCUGAAGAGAAGACACAACAUGAUCUGUUUUGUGUACAGAAUGCCCUGAACAAUGAAAACGUUUUGCCACAAAUUAAGCCUGACCCAUAUCUACGUCGGGGAAUGUUCUGUGCAGCACCUUUUGAAGGAGAACUUUACAGAGCCAGAGUAGAAAGUGUGGAAAGAGAGAAGGAUGGCCGUAGUAACCAGUGGAUUGAAAUUGUAGAGGUUUUCUUUGUGGAUUAUGGGAACACUGAAAAGAUGAGAAAAGAAGCUUUGAGAGAAAUGUCAAGUGAAUUCUUAUCAAUUCCAUUCCAGGCUGUAGAAUGUAAGCUUUGUGAAAUCCGUCCUUCACCAAUUAAAUGUCCUGAUGGAACAUGGACAGUUGAAGCUAAGGAACAGUUUAAACAUCUAGUCAUAAACAAGAAUUUCAUUGGUCAGUUAUAUUCAAUUGUUGGAGGUAUAUUGAGACUUGAAUUAAUGGAGUCUCCAGACAGAGGAAUACAACUUUCUAUCAAUAAAGAACUUAUAAAGAAAGGAUUUGCAGAUGAAGCUGAGGAGACAUACUUAUCAAGACAAAAUCAUGAUCAGCGAGAAAUGGAAGCUAUUAGUAACUCUGUUGUAAGUCCUAGUAGACUUCUGCAAGAAGAGAAACCAACAUUUAAGGACAGACAGAGUGAUUGGUUCUCAGUAUCAUUAGGAAACAACCGGCCAGCAUCUUCUAAAGGAAGAAGGACAGUGAAGCAAAAGUUAAAUGGACCACACAAUCCUUAUGAAAUGAUGUUUAACAGUUUGACCAAUGUUGGAAGAUUAAGAUCUGUGAAGACUGACCCAGAUAGUGUGAACUCUGUUGCUAUUGACAAUGAACCUCAGGAUCGCUAUGACAGAUUAAUGGUAUCAGGGUUUGUAGGUCUGAAUCCUGCAGGAUCUACAAUGAUGGCUAGGGAUACUACAAUAAUGCCUGCCAUUUCUGGUCUGCCAUCUAUAAUAUCACUCUUGUUCUGUCCUGUAGCAGAAUUAAGGAGAGACAGAGAAAACAAAAGGUAUAUUGGUUGUAUUUGUGGACUUGGUGUGGACAGAGAUCAGAGACACUCACUAUUCCCUGAACAUGACAUGGAAAUCACAUUUGAUGUUGAAAUAGACAACAAAGACAUCUCACAGAUAAAUGGUGUAAGAUCAGCCAUAAACCUGGCUAUAGGUAAUGAAGAGAAGGUAUCAGCAUGGGGACCUGAUGCUAUCUAUAAAAUACAGGAAGCUGCAAGGAAAAAACUUUUGGAAGUUGUAUAUAAGAAAAGAGAGCGUGUUGAUCCUGUCAAUUACAACAACCCAUAUUCCUGGAAUCAGGUGGAUCCAGAUGAUUUGAUAGAGACGUCAUUAGAAGGAACCCCUGCUGAUGCCCCACAUCUCCUUAACCUACACAAAGCUCAAAUGUUGGAGGAAGAGGUCUAUGUGGAUAAAUCUAGUCCCGAAUAUUUGAAAGAACAUGCACAAUGGUUGAAAAAAGCUUCAAAAGACUUCACAAAGAGAGAACCUAUCACAUGUGAGAUCUGUGAAAUGACGUGGCACACACCACAGCUGUUAGCGAUACACAUAGAGACAGGGAGACAUCAAGAAAAAGUGGCGGCUUUGUAUCAAAAAGAAGAUUACUGAUCAAUAUUCCUAAGUUCUGUAAUGUACCAUGAUCAGAAAUCACUAUGGUGAUGUAAUAAGUACCAACAUUCCUGCUUUGCUUCAAUGAUUAUGUUCAGGUCAAGGUCUCAGUGACCUUGUAGAAGAGAUGAUCUUAUUUUGGAGUACAGAAUUGUUCAGAUUGUGAUAUAGAAACUUGUUGAAUUUAAAGGUUCUGUUGUGUGAAAGGAAUUGGUCAAUCAAUGAUGAAGCACCAAUAAUCUGUUGAAUAUUUUAAAUUCACUGUAGCAGAGGGGCUUUUUGUUUAACAUUAUUGUAAUGGAGGGAAAGAAAUAAAUUCUGUUGAGUUUUAAUUCAUAAGUAUAACUAUAUAGAGUUAUAGGAGCAAAAAUCAAUGUAUAAUUCAACAGAUUGCUGAAAACUACCGUUAAAGUUUUACUGAAUUCCUUUGCAGACGAUAUUGAGGUCUAAGAUAGUUGUUUGUUCAUAUUUUAAUAUGUUUAUAUUUUUUCUAUUUUUAUUACUCUAGUCAUAAACAAAGACAUCUGUAUAUAAUCUUAAUUCCAUACAUGAAGAUGUACGUUUAAUAAUUGAUGAUGAAUGUUUUAUAUAUUAGAAAAUACUCAUUUGUAUCAUUUUGAGGGAAGUUUUGAUAUAUGGGAUUGUCAAUUUUUCAUUUUCAUUGAUAUUCUGUUAAAGAAUUAUGAUUUCAACCAUGUGGGAAAUGAAUUAUCUUAUUUCUUUUUAUGUCAUUUUGAAAUUAUAGUUAAAUUUUGUCAGUUUUUUGUUUAAAUGCAUAUUUAGGAAAAUAUGUAUGGAUUGUUUUGUUAAAUGAUAACAUUGUUGAAAGAUAAAAAAUGUCAAAAAAGUA
Messenger RNA from Mytilus trossulus (common blue mussel), 5367 nucleotides. RefSeq names its product ATP-dependent RNA helicase TDRD9-like. Gene Ontology annotation, cellular component: intracellular anatomical structure. Bases 120 to 4517 code for a protein of 1465 amino acids. Gene Ontology annotation, molecular function: ATP binding; RNA binding; helicase activity. NCBI's taxonomy places the organism in Eukaryota, Metazoa, Mollusca, Bivalvia, Mytilida, Mytilidae. The record is from RefSeq and is a predicted model, not a curated record. The transcript has 37 exons.